Messenger RNA from Desarmillaria tabescens, 1533 nucleotides. Its product is annotated as mannosyltransferase. Gene Ontology annotation, molecular function: GDP-Man:Man(3)GlcNAc(2)-PP-Dol alpha-1,2-mannosyltransferase activity. The record is from RefSeq and is a predicted model, not a curated record. The transcript has 9 exons. NCBI's taxonomy places the organism in Eukaryota, Fungi, Basidiomycota, Agaricomycetes, Agaricales, Physalacriaceae. Gene Ontology annotation, cellular component: endoplasmic reticulum membrane. Bases 1 to 1533 code for a protein of 510 amino acids. Gene Ontology annotation, biological process: protein N-linked glycosylation.
AUGCUCUUAAGCCCGAACCACGUAGUGCUCUGGCUGCCAUUAUGCUUCUUGCCGUACAUUGUGCUCAGAAUCUUUGCUGUAAGAUUGCAGUCAUCGAAUAAGCAGCGGCGUGCUGCAAUAUUGCAUGAACUCGGACGCCCCAACAGCCAAAUAGUCGGUUUUUUCCAUCCGUAUUGUAAUGCGGGUGGUGGAGGAGAGCGCGUUCUUUGGACAGCAAUUGCAUCUAUACAGCGGUCAGAAUCUGAUAUUGUGAACGUGGUAUACAGCGGCGACACGGAUACUACCAAAGAGCUCAUCCUCGACAAAGUCAAGUCCAGGUUCGCUAUAAGUUUGGAUCCAUCUACCAUUCAUUUUGUUUUCCUUGCUUCUCGCAAGUUGGUGGAGGAUUCAUCUUGGCCGCGGUUUACCCUCUUGGGCCAGAGUAUCGGGUCUAUGUAUCUUGCGUGGGAAGCUGUGUCUUUUCUAAUCCCAGACUUGUACAUUGACACUAUGGGAUAUGCAUUUACGUUCCAUGUUGUUUCAUUACUCGGGAAUAUCCCCGUUGGUGCUUACAUCCAUUACCCAACAAUAAGCACCGACAUGCUGGCUCGGGUCAAAACGCGAACCAGGGGGCACACCAACUCAGGUGCCAUUUCCUCCUCCUCCAUUUUAAGUCGAGGAAAGUUGCUGUAUUACAGGGUGUUCAUGUACUACUAUGCUUUAUCUCUGCAGGUGGCAUCGUUCCUUAUGGUCAAUUCGUCUUGGACGAAAAAUCAUGUAGACGGUAUCCUAAACCAUUCCGAUGCAUUGCUUGAUGCUGUACACAUGAUCUCUCCCUUAAUACUUGUGCGUCUGCUGUUACCGUUUCGUUCUAGGACGACGAAAGCCCGGAUUGUCUAUCCCCCCUGUGACACGCGCGAAAUGGCUCAGUUCACACUACAGGGUCGUCAACGAAUUGUCCUCAGUGUUGCUCAAUUCCGACCCGAAAAAGAUCAUUCCACACAACUCCACGCCCUUCACGAGUUGUUGGAAAGCCAUCCGAAGUAUAAGAGCGGUGGUGCUCUCCCAGUCAAACUUGUUCUUGUUGGUGGUAGUCGUAAUGCGGACGAUGCUGCCCGUGUUGACAGCCUUCGUGAACUAGCCAAGGAGUUGACGGUUGAGAAUCAAGUCGAGUUUGUGGUGAACGCCUCUUACCCCGUUAUGCUUGGUUGGUUAGCCAAAGCCAGCAUCGGUUUAAGUACCAUGGUUGAUGAACACUUUGGUAUCAAUGUGGUGGAGUUUAUGGCUGCGGGUGUGAUCCCCAUCGCUCAUGCUUCCGGGGGACCUCUGAAAGAUAUCAUUGUCCCGUUCAAUGGCUUACCAACUGGGUACCACGCAGAGACGCCUGCAGCUUUUGCGGAUGCAAUCCACACCGCAUUGACCCUUCCCACGGACGAAGAAUUCGCAAUACGACUGCGGGCUAGAACAUGGGCUGUCCAACGAUUUUCCGAGGAAGAAUUCGAAAAGGAGUGGAAUGAAAGCGGAUGGAAGCUGCGUCUGCCAUCGGCGCAUUAA